Messenger RNA from Lathyrus sativus (Indian pea), 273 nucleotides. The record is from the annotation of a GenBank genome assembly. NCBI's taxonomy places the organism in Eukaryota, Viridiplantae, Streptophyta, Magnoliopsida, Fabales, Fabaceae.
AUGGAUCCUAAUCAUUUUCAUUAUCAACAAGUUAUGUUCAAUUUCAUGCAAAAUUAUCAAAAUCCUAAUUCUCAAAUUUCACCAGUACCACCAAACCCCGCCAUGUUUUUUCCGUCACCAAACAAUCCAAAUAUGUAUCAAAAUCCUAAUCCUCAAAAUUCUCAAGUUCCACUAUUUUCUACUCAAGAUCCAAUUGUGGGAGUUGAUCAAAAAGCUGAGAGUUUUUGGCAUAGAAUCGCUGCAAAUUAUAACCAGUAUCGCGGGCAAUUGUGA